Molecule: messenger RNA, 570 nt
Organism: Antrostomus carolinensis (chuck-will's-widow)
Lineage: Eukaryota; Metazoa; Chordata; Aves; Caprimulgiformes; Caprimulgidae
Gene: CUNH22orf23
Product: chromosome unknown C22orf23 homolog
Exons: 4
Source: RefSeq, a predicted model, not a curated record
GGGGAGAUACCCUGCCCCUCCAGUGCCACCCCACAUCCAGCAAAAAGCCAGCACCUCCAGCACCUGCCUCCUCCCCAGCAGUUUGUCAGCCCUGCAAGCUUUCAGCUAAACCGCAUCUCCGACCUGCCAAGGUCUGCCAGGCAGGAGAUGCCUACACCCGAGAGAAAUUCAAGCCACAGCCAAGGCGAGAUUUGGAAAAGGAGAAGCAAAGGCUCCAAAACAUCUUAGCGACAGGGAAGGAUGUGGUGGAGCACAACGUGAAGCAGAUGGUGGUUCAGAGAAAGGAAGAGGAGGUACCCAAGCCUGACAGGUUUGAAGAAUUGGUGAAUGAAGUUCAGGAGAGGAGGGAAUUCCUGGCAGAGAUGGAAGCUCUAGGACAGGGCAAGAAGUACGAAAGGAUUAUCCUCACUGAAAUCUCACAGAAAAUGCGUGAGAUGGAGAUCAUUGACAAGAAGAGAAGUGAGGAAAUGAGAGAGAUCAUGACAAAAGACUUCCCUGGUGGGAACAAAUCUGAUCCCCAUGACUAGGCCAAGGGAAAAAUACAAGUGCAAUUUGUUCCCACCUCUUUUC